Molecule: messenger RNA, 2566 nt
Organism: Chenopodium quinoa (quinoa)
Lineage: Eukaryota; Viridiplantae; Streptophyta; Magnoliopsida; Caryophyllales; Amaranthaceae
Product: release factor glutamine methyltransferase-like
Exons: 3
Coding region: 497-1669 (390 amino acids)
Biological process (GO): protein methylation
Molecular function (GO): nucleic acid binding; protein methyltransferase activity
Source: RefSeq, a predicted model, not a curated record
UUAGUUAUGCUUGUGUGAUUGAGUUGGCAAACUAACUACCCUAGUUGCUUAUGUUUUUAAAAUUAUAAGAAGUCGAUCUGCAUUAUUCAACGUGUGUUGAAUGUUGAGUACUCUGUUUGUGUCUUGCAUAUGUAUUCUCUUGCGGUUGUGACACUAGCUCUUUGCACAAUGGAUUGUCAUUCUUCCCUUACAGACAUUCAUAUCUGACUGCAUAUAGUGUUGUACAAGUUUGAUGAACCUUACCUCUAAGGAUAUUUUAAUUUUAUUUUUUAGCUUGGAUAAUUUUGUGAUCAGUUUAUUAAUUGAUCAUCCUGUAGGAUAUUUUAUGCACUAAUGUUAUAUAAUAUCAUGAUUUAGCUGCUAUUUUUCUUGCAGCUGUUGGUUAUAUUUCUGAACUUAUAGACUGACACUCCUAGUCAGAAGCUGCGGAGUACUCCGUAUUCAGGUUCCUGAUUUUCUGAACUGCAAUGCAGCGGGAAGCCAAAACUGAACAAUAAUGUUAGCAUUGAAAGGAAGUUACACCUACCUUACACCAUUAUCUUCAACCUUCCCUUUGGUUUCAUCCAUCUUACGAACCUACCGUAAACCUAACUACACCUCAUUUCAUCGCUUCAAUUUGGUUGCAUCAUCUUCUUCUUCUGUCACUCCAAUUUCUACCUCACCCGUUUCCAUUUCUCACAAACCCCAAAUUCCUCUCUUUCUAAGACCACCCAUCUACUCUACAACUCUACUUGACCUCCAUAACUUCAUUACUUGGGCUAAAACCCUUGCUUUUUCAAUUGGGUCCACCUUUGCUGAAAUUGACAAUGGCCCAGAUUCUACUUUGUUGGUUAGAGAGCUCAAUUGGUUCCUUGAUGAUGCCAUUGAGGACCCUUUAAUUGUUUCCCAACUGGGUGUUUCUCAAAUUGGCAGAUUAUGGUCAAAAUCGGUGGGUUUGAGGGCAAGUUUGGAUGACAUGUACAAGCUUUGGAGGGGGAGGAUUGAGGAGAGAAGGCCUUUUCAGUAUAUUGUUGGGUGUGAGCAUUGGAGGGAUUUAGUGUUGAGUGUUGAAGAAGGGGUAUUGAUUCCGAGGCCGGAGACGGGGAAGAUUGUUCACUUGGUUGAGAAAGUUAUGGGGGGUGAAUUUGAGGAUUUGAAGGAUGGGGUUUGGGCUGAUUUGGGGACUGGUUCUGGUGCUCUUGCGAUUGCAAUUUCGAGGGUUUUGGGUAAGAAUGGAAAGGUGAUUGCUACUGAUUUGAGUCCGGUUGCAGUGGCUGUUGCAAGUUAUAAUGUGGAGAGGUAUGGUUUACAGGAUCUUAUAAAGGUAGAACAAGGAUCUUGGUUUGAGCCUCUUAAGGAAUUUGAAGGACAACUUGCUGGUGUUGUUAGUAAUCCACCUUAUAUACCAAGUGAAGAUAUUAGUGGGCUACAAGCUGAAGUUGGCAGGCAUGAACCUAUUCUUGCAUUGGAUGGUGGUGAGAAAGGCAUGGAUGAUCUUUUUCAUCUUUCCACGAGAAUGUCUAUAAUGCUGAAGCCUGGUGGUUUCUUCGUUGUUGAGACAAAUGGUGAAAAGCAAUGCAGGAUACUCACAGACUACCUGAAAAAUGCAACACGAAAUAGCUUCUGUGACGUGAACAUAAUUUCAGAUUUUGCUGAUAUUCCACGGUUUGUGACUGGACGUCGUAGAUAACCAGAUACAUUACAUGUUAUGUGAUGAAAGGUACCCUUAUGGCUGUUAUGUGCAUGUUAUCUGAGUAUCUGACACUUCAGCAUUGGUUGGUGUUGUGUUUAGAUUCCUUCUGCUGGCACCUGUUCCUUAGGUCAUGUGUUUUAAAUCAAGGUAUAAAUAUCCAGGAAGAUGCUGCUAUCUGGCUGGUUUGCUGCUACUAUUGUCUUUUUGGUUUGCCAUAACACCAGGCCUCCAUUCCUCAGUCAUAGUCUGGUCAACAUGUUAGCUUUCAGCUUAAGCCAUAGGUUUGUUAAAUGCUAAGAAGUUGGGGCUGAUACUAAUCUAUUUCUACAUAAUUUGAGAGCAAAUAUUGGUUUGCCAUAACACCAGACCUCUAUUCCUCAGUAACUCACAAGUUCACUCUACUUGCUUUGAUUUUGAAGACAGCUGCUUGACAAAACAGCCAAUAGUUGGAGAAAAAUGACAUGGCAAGUCAAGUACUAGAGACCAGGCAGUUGAGGUGCUUACUUUUUCUAAUCAAGCCAGGUACUAUUUCUGAAAUGGAUAUCCACUUGUGCAGAUAAUUUGGUGCAUCGAUUCAGGUGAUUGCUGCUAUAGUGCUAUCUUAACCUUUUGUCUAAAUAGCACUUGGAAAAAGAGAAUACCUAGUCUAAACUGUAAAGUCCCAAUACCUCCUUUCCUGUGUUGUUUCGGGAAGUAAAACCAUUUGUUGCAGCUUUACUCGGCCAAGAGAUAAUGCAAAUUUUUUUUUUCCUCAGAUUCUGUAAUGUGAUACAAAUGGAAACACAUAACUCAGAAUUUGUAAUAUUAUAUAAGUGGAACAAUAUAUCUCGAAUUCUGUAAUGUCAUAUAAGUGGAAAAAUAUAUUUGCAAUACAAUUACUGAAUAAUUGAAUUA